This is a messenger RNA of Scutellospora calospora, 618 nucleotides long. Lineage: Eukaryota; Fungi; Glomeromycota; Glomeromycetes; Diversisporales; Gigasporaceae. The record is from the annotation of a GenBank genome assembly.
AUGACCAAACUAUUUGCAAACAUCUUUUUCUUUCUUCUCGUCAUAUCCAUACCAUUCUACGUGUCAGCUUAUCCGACCGGAGCUGGUACAUGCGAUGUUGCAUUAAUGACUACUCAAGGUCAUGGACCAUCUCAAACGUCAGGUUUCGGUGGUUAUAGUCUCUCUACCACUAAGUCAGGGCAACAAUUUAGUUUAACGAUUCAGGGUACAUCACCAAUUAAGGGUGUUCUUCUCUACGUUCAAGAUUCAUCUGGUAAGAAAAUGGGAACAUUUACAUUUCCCAGUAACUACCAAGCAUGUUCAGGUUCCGGAUCAGCUGCGUUGACGCAUACAAGCAGUAAUAUGAAAAGUAUGCCACUUUCAUUCACUUGGACACCGCCUUCUGGGAAUCCUUCCGGAAAUAUGACCGUUAGGGGUAUUGUUGUCCAAAGCUAUCAAAAUUGGCAUCCACUACCGGAUAUGAAUUUCGAUUUGGCAAGCGGUGUUUCUAGUGUCAGUAAUAAUACCAACCUUAAUAAUGAUGGAUCUGGUUCUUCUUCAGGUUCUGGAGGAAUAGGAAAUUGUGUUACUGAAGCUAUGUUAAAAAAUCAACGUACUAAAGCAAAAUAUAAUAGAUAA